AUGUUAGCUCUGGGAUUUGUUCGAAGUGGUGCGACUGGUAUCAAGUGUGCUGGAUCUUUAUUUCGAAUCUCACCCGGAAUUUUAUCUAGCGCUCUAAAUGUAACUCCUGUCGCUCAUCUUACGGCACUGUCUUUGGUUGAAACCCGGACCAGAGUAAAGCCAUGGCCAUACAAAGAAAAAACCUACAAUCAGUUUUGGCAAUUUUUUGAUCACACCAGUAAAAGAUUUGACGACAAUACCAGACUCAUUGUGGUGGAUGGUAAUAUUGCCACUGGUAAAACUGAAUUUGCCAAAAAAGUUGCUGAGAGUUUUAAUCUUCUUUAUAUGCCGGAUGUCCACCCAGAUGAAGUCUGGCUAAAUGAAGAUGGCUAUGAUAUGCGGAAAUUGGAUGAGCAAUUUUCUGAUGGGCCAAAUAAAUCCUAUGACCUAGAAAAAUUUUUAAGUGAUAAAAAUCCCAAAAAUCUCAAAGUUGGUCGGCCUCAGAUGUUGCUGUAUUAUAAACGUUUCUACCAUUAUGUUAGUGCCCUUGAACACAUCUUGAACACUGGCCAAGGUGUUGUAAUGGAACGUAGUGUGUUCAGUGAUAUGGUUUUUCCAGAAGUUUUUGCCCAGCUUGGAUACAUGACACCAGAAGCACUGACAUUUUACAAGAACAUGCUUCGAAAAAACACUAUUUGUGAUUUAUGGAAACCACACUUAAUCAUCUAUCUAGAUGCACCAAUUGCUACUGUAAGGGAGAAUAUCAAUAAACGUGGCAUACCAUAUGAAGUAAACAGCCCUGUCUUGACUGAUGAUUUUCUCAGAAAAGUUGAUGCAGCUUAUAAAAAAAAGUUAUUCCCUUCAUUGAGAGACCAUACAGAGAUCAUCAGCUAUGAUAUUUCCAAUUUACCAGACUGGGAAAUUAUUAUUGAAGAGUUAGAAGAAUUAAAUUUAGUUGAAGUUGAAAGCCAACCUGAAAAAUUCAAAGAGUGGCGCCAAAGAAGAGAAGAUGAUUUUAACAACUACCGAAUGGUGGUUUCAAUGAAAGAUACACUGCAUCCAUUAUUUUUGGUCGAACCACCACUGGAUGCACCAGAACUGAUGAUUCAUGGAGAAGAUUUGAUAGAACUCGAAACAGUUAUUCAUAAUAAUCCCGGCAUAUAUUAUAAGAAAGGCUACAAUCCAGAGACAGAUAAUGUUCUCUUUAAGCUAUAA
Molecule: messenger RNA, 1194 nt
Organism: Acanthosepion pharaonis
Lineage: Eukaryota; Metazoa; Mollusca; Cephalopoda; Sepiida; Sepiidae
Source: the annotation of a GenBank genome assembly